GGAUAGUCAUAGGACGUCAUAUUCCCAUGAGUUCUUCCCAGUGCCUCAUCUUUUCACACCCACUGUUGUCAAGACUCUAGACAAUACGCCCCUCACAAUGUCAGUCGAGAAGAAAGCAGACACAAUCAAGCAAAAAGCUGCCGAUGAUGGGGUCGCCAACCCGUCCGGUGCAGCUGUUGCAGGCUUCGCUGGUCUGUACCUUGCAUUCAUUCCAGUAACGAACUACCUCGCAUCUACCGGAGCCCUCGAAUCCUUUGUUCAAGGUACAGCGCGUCUCAUUCCUGGCUUUAGUAACACCCUGACUUCCGACCGCACCAUCCCCGCUCUCUCAGCCCUAUACAUGUUUCUCACAUUUGGAGCCACUGGCGCCGUCAGUGCUGCUGGCCAGGCGAUGUCGAGGUCGGAAGGUCUUGACAAUAAUCACCCACGUCAGCACCUCAACGAUAUGAGAGGUCUGCCGUUGCGCAUGCGCUCUGCUCAUUUGGGACUACUGGAGAACUUUGCGGGAUAUGCUCUUGCAGCAGCACUUACGCAGAGCCUAGCGCCGGGAAAUAAGGAGCUAAUCAACUUACUUGGGCUGCAUGUGUUGUUAAAGUUGGGUGUUUACUAUCCAGCAUACCUUUUGAACAUUGGUCCGCCUAGAACUUUUGCGCAUGUUAUUGCUACAUCGAGUAUAGUCAGUGCCCUCUGGAAGCUGGCUGCUGGUGCGUAGGCUUAGUAUGAAUAUGAUAAGUAACUACACCAUUGAUGUUAACACAUGACGGUAUAUACACACACGGAAUGUGCAAUGUAAAGCAUCAGUAGCAAUGUCAAUCCCCUUUGAUGAGCAUUGACUCUUGUCAUAUGACUGCCAAUAAC
Pseudovirgaria hyperparasitica is the source of this 858-nucleotide messenger RNA. RefSeq lists its product as uncharacterized. Gene Ontology annotation, cellular component: membrane. The record is from RefSeq and is a predicted model, not a curated record. Lineage: Eukaryota; Fungi; Ascomycota; Dothideomycetes; Acrospermales; Acrospermaceae. The coding region runs from base 98 to 712 and encodes 204 amino acids. The transcript has 2 exons.